Molecule: messenger RNA, 2058 nt
Organism: Chaetura pelagica (chimney swift)
Lineage: Eukaryota; Metazoa; Chordata; Aves; Apodiformes; Apodidae
Gene: AKT1
Product: v-akt murine thymoma viral oncogene homolog 1
Exons: 13
Coding region: 5-1447 (480 amino acids)
Biological process (GO): protein phosphorylation
Molecular function (GO): protein serine/threonine kinase activity; ATP binding
Source: RefSeq, a predicted model, not a curated record
CAUUAUGAAUGAAGUAGCAAUAGUGAAGGAAGGGUGGCUUCACAAACGAGGAGAAUACAUAAAAACAUGGAGGCCACGGUAUUUCCUUUUAAAGAACGAUGGCACGUUCAUUGGCUACAAGGAACGACCACAGGAUGUCGACCAGCGGGAAUCACCUCUAAAUAACUUCUCAGUAGCUCAGUGCCAGCUGAUGAAGACAGAACGACCUAAACCAAACACAUUUAUCAUUAGAUGCCUCCAGUGGACCACAGUAAUUGAAAGAACAUUUCAUGUGGAGACUCCAGAGGAGCGGGAAGAAUGGACAAAAGCCAUCCAAACAGUAGCAGACAGCCUCAAGAAACAAGAGGAAGAGAUGAUGGAUUUUAGAUCUGGCUCUCCUAGUGAUAAUUCAGGUGCUGAAGAAAUGGAAGUUUCUAUGACAAAGCCAAAACACAAAGUGACCAUGAAUGAGUUUGAAUACCUUAAACUACUGGGAAAAGGCACUUUUGGAAAAGUCAUUUUAGUUAAAGAAAAAGCAACCGGACGGUAUUAUGCUAUGAAAAUUCUGAAGAAGGAAGUUAUUGUAGCCAAGGAUGAAGUAGCACACACACUGACAGAAAACCGUGUUUUACAGAACUCAAGGCAUCCAUUCUUAACAGCUUUAAAGUAUUCCUUUCAGACACAUGAUCGCUUGUGUUUUGUGAUGGAGUAUGCUAAUGGAGGGGAGUUGUUUUUCCAUCUGUCAAGAGAGCGUGUCUUUUCUGAAGACCGGGCUCGGUUUUAUGGAGCUGAGAUUGUUUCAGCACUGGAUUAUCUGCAUUCAGAGAAGAAUGUGGUUUAUAGAGAUUUAAAGUUGGAAAAUCUUAUGCUGGAUAAAGAUGGACACAUAAAAAUAACAGACUUUGGGCUGUGUAAAGAAGGCAUCAAGGAUGGAGCAACAAUGAAGACUUUCUGUGGCACUCCGGAGUAUCUUGCACCAGAGGUGCUGGAAGAUAACGACUAUGGUCGUGCAGUGGACUGGUGGGGUUUAGGAGUUGUGAUGUAUGAAAUGAUGUGUGGCCGGCUCCCUUUCUACAAUCAGGACCACGAAAAGCUCUUUGAACUCAUCCUCAUGGAGGAGAUUAGAUUUCCACGCACUUUGUCACCUGAAGCAAAAUCUCUCUUGUCAGGUUUGCUGAAGAAAGAUCCUAAGCAAAGGUUAGGUGGCGGUCCUGAUGAUGCCAAGGAGAUUAUGCAGCACAAAUUCUUUGCUGGCAUUGUUUGGCAAGAUGUAUACGAGAAAAAGCUUGUACCUCCGUUUAAACCACAAGUUACAUCUGAAACAGACACAAGAUACUUUGAUGAAGAAUUUACAGCACAGAUGAUAACAAUCACUCCUCCUGACCAAGAUGACAGCAUGGAUUGUGUAGAUAACGAGAGAAGACCUCAUUUUCCUCAGUUCUCCUACUCAGCCAGUGGAACCGCUUAAUGAUUUGCAACGUUUUCCCAUUCAGAAACAAAACAGACUGCAUUUUGGGGACCUUACUUCAAUGGACACUAGAGAACUUUCUAUAUUAUCUGAAUUACAAACUGUGUUUGUAUUACGAUUUAGAUGAAUUUGUAGGAAGCCUCACAGAUUCUGUAUUUAAAACAAUUCUUUGAUGCGUUUUUGAGAAGGAAAACAAAUCCAUUCUUAAAGUAUUAUGUCAAGGCUUUUAUGCUGAAUGACCAUAGGUUUUUAAGAAUAUACACCAAAACUGUUUACUUUAGAAAUAAUUAAGGUAUUCAACAUAUCAGCAACUCUGACCAGAAAAUCCCUUUAUUUAUUUCAUACAGUUCAUUAUCUAAAUAUAGAAUCUGCACUCUGAACAAUUAGAUUUAUAUAGGAAGAUAUAAGACUUUAGUAGCUAGUGCAAUAAUGUAAGCAACAAAGUGAACAAACUCUGGAGGGUUAAGGUUCAAACUCCUUUUGGACAGCAGUGAAGUGUCAUCCAACUCCAGAAAACCAACUGUAAGAACAGCAUUAAUGGCCUCAGUGAGGUAAAUCAAAAAGCAAAAGUUAUUUUUGUUAUAACAUCUGCUACAAGACAUUACAUAUCA